Messenger RNA from Melampsora larici-populina 98AG31, 3530 nucleotides. RefSeq lists its product as uncharacterized. Gene Ontology annotation, molecular function: protein binding. Gene Ontology annotation, biological process: ERAD pathway. Gene Ontology annotation, cellular component: endoplasmic reticulum membrane. Lineage: Eukaryota; Fungi; Basidiomycota; Pucciniomycetes; Pucciniales; Melampsoraceae. The record is from RefSeq and is a predicted model, not a curated record. The coding region runs from base 1 to 3336 and encodes 1111 amino acids. The transcript has 9 exons.
AUGGGUGCUCGUAGAAUUCAUUUCUUGCAAGAUUUGUCAGCCAAACUCAACACCUUGACACUGGCUUCCGAUGUUCGUUCUACUAAGGCACCUGAAGGUGAUGGCACUGGCGCAUCGGGUUCAUCCCACACGGCUGGAGGAUCCUCAUACAAGACUAUGUGGACAAUGCGGUGUCAAGUGCUUUGUGUCUCUGGAACUCUUUUCCUACUAUUUACCUUUGGAUUCACAUAUUUGGUCUUUGCUACUGAGCAAUUCGAAACUUCGGCCCCUUCGACAGAAUCAUCGUCUACUACAACACAAAAUGACGAUUUGUCAACUCCGCCUAUAGAGGCUCAGAAUUCUGUAGAUUCUGUAGAUGGUUCUUUACCUUCUCAAUCACUAAAACCUCCACCAUCAGAAGGUGUUUUGUUAUACAAUCGGGCUCAACGUCUACUUAAUCAUGUUCAGGCUCAUUCAACACCUAUUCCUCCUCGAAUAUCUCUUCAACCCUCAGCUUCAUUCCUUUCUCCUUCAUCUUACGCCCCUCUACUGGACCGGGCCUCAUGGCUCAACCGUGGUAUAUUCUCUUACCUUAUCAAGCUCGUCCGUCAAGAAAAACCUUCAACAUCAUCCGAUGAUACAGAUGAUUCAAGAUCUGAAAGAAAAAGAAACGGAUUAGUCAACUUUUUGUUACUUCCACGACGGAUCUUUGAUAAGUUUGGAAGAACAUCAGAACGGAUUACUAAAGGUGGUCGAAAGAAUGGUAGCGCCAAGGUUUUAGGUCAAAGAGAUGCUGAAGAGGCUACUUAUCGAGCGGCUGAACUUCUCGAGAGAGCUACGUAUGAGCAUGGAAAUCCUGAUGCUGGUCUAGCGUUAGGUAAUUUAUGGCUCUGGGGUGGUACUCCUCCUGGUCUCAUUAAGCGAAAUGCUACAAAAGCUAUGCAAGCCUAUAAAUGGGUUGCCGAUCUUACUGGAAAUGCUACUGCUCAGGCAAAUCUGGCGUUUCUUUACGCAACAGGUUAUGGUGGCGCGUUAGGAAAUGAGCUGGUCAAUACUGGUGAUCAGAGUACUGCACUUUUGUAUUACACUUUUGCUGCGCUGGGCGGUGAUUAUGCAGCAGAGAUGUCUCUAGGGUAUCGUCAUUGGACUGGAAUUGGCACUAAACAGAGCUGUAGUGAUGCGUUACCCUUCUACAAGAGUGCGGCCACUAAAGCUAUGAAAACGUUCAAUUCGGGCCCACCCGGUGGUCAUCAUAUGCCACCUCUCAAGGUUCGGCUAUCUGAUCGCGACGGUGGGGUUUAUGGACCUGGUGCUUCUGUGGCUUCGACUGGUACCAAUCGACACCAACACUCACCUCAACAUCCAGCCACAGUUCAAGAGUGGAAUGACGUUUUGGAAUUCUAUCAGUUUCAUGCUGAGAGAGGGGACGCUACGUUUAUGUUUCGGCUUGGUCGAAUUUAUUAUUACGGGUUUGGAACUGCUGGAGAUGAUAUCAAAGAUUUUGCAGUGACCAAUGGUCGUAAUUUUCGAAAAGCUCUAAUGUGGUUCAAUCGAAUUGCAAGGACAGUAUGGCCUAGGGAUCCUGAAGCCGCUACUUCUCCUACCGGUCAAUCAUUCCAGAAUUCACAAGGACAUUGGCAAACACCUGUGAUAGGAGCCUAUGACGCAUCAAAAGAUGUGAAGUUGAAGGUUGAUGAGCAUCAAGCUAUGGCUGCUGGAUUGGCCGCUGGGUUCUUAGGACGACUUUACCUGAGAGGAGAAGGAGUUCCGCGUAACAAUGCUAAAGCGUUCUUAUGGUUUAGUCGUGGUGAAGUUCAAGGUGAUAGAGAAUCUCACAACGGGUUGGGGCUCAUGUAUCAGGACGGAUUGGGCGUGCAGGAAGACAUUGACAAGGCUGUGGAUUACUUUCAGACAGCCGCAAAUGCAGAGCUUGCCGAUGCACAUGUCAACCUUGGGAAAUACUAUAUGGGAGUGGAUGAUUACGUCAGCGCCGUGUCUUUUUUCGACUCAGCCAUCAAACAUGGCGAUAGUUUUCAAUCAUACUUUUACCUAGCUGAGAUCAAUUCGGAACAAAUCGGACGUGCUGAUUUAUGUCCGAUAGCUGUAGCAUUUUAUAAACGUGUGGCCGAGCGAGGAGAUUGGUUUCAAGAAGUUUAUUGGAAAGCUGAAAAGGCAUGGGCAGAUGGAGAUGAAGCUACUGCUUUAUUGGGUUAUUGGAUGACAGCUGAACGUGGAUAUGAAGUGGCUCAGAAUAAUAUGGCAUAUAUUUUGGAUCGUCAUAAACGUCGAAUCCAAUUACCUAUUGAACAAUACUCUAGUAAUUCGACCGAUCGUCUUGCUCUUACCUACUGGACUCGAUCGGCUGCACAAGAUAACAUUGAUGCGUUAGUCAAGAUGGGUGAUUAUUAUUUGUCAGGUUAUGGUUCAUUAUCUGGGAUCCCACAACCCGAGAAAGCGGCUGCAUGUUAUCAAACUGCGACAAAUACUCAUUUGAGUGCUAUGUCAAUGUGGAAUUUAGGAUGGAUGCACGAGAAUGGGAUCGGAGUUUCACAAGAUUAUCAUUUGGCGAAACGAUUUUAUGAUUUAGCUCUCGAGACUAAUACAGAGGCUUCUUUGCCAGUCACACUGUCAUUAAUCAAACUUUACGCUCGUUCAUUGUGGGGUUAUGUGGUACAUGGCAAUUCAAAACACCUUUCGCUCUUUACGUAUUCGAAUGAAGAUGCGGCUAAAUCUGGCUGGUGGUCUUUACGUAAGGUACGGGAUGAGAUUACAAGUAGAUGGUUUGGGAUCGCACCACCUGCAGGAGCUAAUCAAGAUGGAGGACCACCACGCACUGCGAAUGGUGAUAUGCCAAUGUCAGAUGCUGAAGCUGCUGCAUUCGAUGUUACUGCUGCUCAGCGUGCAUUGCAACAGGAUGAUGAUCCUGUAGAAUGGGCCAGGAAUGCACGUGAUCGAGAGAGACUGCAGACAGAAGAAGGGGAUGAUGAUGAUUUGUUUUUGGCUGGUGAGGGUGGUGACGAUUUCAUUGAAACGAUUGGUAUCCUUUUCCUGUGUCUUGGUGUUGGCGCGUUUAUCUUUCUACGGCAGCAACGAGAACAAGCGAACGCGAGGGCCGAAACUGAACGUCAAGCUACUGAAGUACCAGAAGCAGUUGUGAAUGCAGCACCUACUCCCACCACUACGAUUACUGACAACACAAACACAUCAACAACAUUUACUUCUGGGACUAACUUGGAAGCUUCUACAACACUCAAUCCUGCCAGUCAAAAUGAUUCAAAUAAUUUGAUUACUCGUAGACGCACAAACGAAGCUGGUUCGACAUCUGAUAAUGAUGAAACCAAUACACGAAAUGAGUAAGAUUUUUUUUGGAAGUGGAUGUAGUUUGUUGAGUAAGAUGUAAUUAUAGCAAUAUAGCCCCUUGAUCUACACUGUCGUAGAAGAAGAAAAAAUAUGGUGCAAAAAGCAAAGUUUAUGCAUUUUGAUUUUAAUUUUGAGUAGCUGUUUUGAAAGGUGUAGCGGGUCCCUCGACUUCAGAAACUUUCAUCGUGGAC